Messenger RNA from Anopheles funestus (African malaria mosquito), 1048 nucleotides. It is a transcript of the gene Chchd2, whose product is annotated as coiled-coil-helix-coiled-coil-helix domain-containing protein 2. Gene Ontology annotation, cellular component: mitochondrion; nucleus. The transcript is spliced from 3 exons. Lineage: Eukaryota; Metazoa; Arthropoda; Insecta; Diptera; Culicidae. Gene Ontology annotation, biological process: mitochondrion organization. The record is from RefSeq and is a predicted model, not a curated record. Bases 189 to 647 code for a protein of 152 amino acids.
UUCUAUGCCAUCAUGUCUACCGUCAUAACACUGUGUAAUAGCGAUCUCAAAGUUAAAGCAUACCAAAGCAAGUGGAACGUGAAGUGAACUCGCAGCAAAAGAUUUAAGCUUGUGGUGAUAUCAGGUGUUCAUCAUUAUUGUUGUUCAAAACCUUCAAUCAAAAAGUAUUUAUUAAAGUGAGCAUAAAAAUGCCACGACGAGGACGUACAGCAUCGCCACCCCCAGCAGCUCGCAGGGCUCCUAUGGCAGCAGCCCCUGCUCCAGCUCCUGCCCCGAAACAACCCGUUGUGCAGCAUGCAGCCCCAGCUGCCGUUGCCCCACCAAUGGCUGCUCCAUCGCAGGGUCCUGGUUUGAUGGCGCAAAUGGCCGCAACAGCGGGCGGUGUUGCCAUCGGUUCAGCGGUGGGUCAUACUGUGGGCCAUGCGCUAACGGGAAUGUUCAGUGGUUCGGAUUCCAAGGAAGCUGCACCGGUAGCGGCCGCUCCACAGCAGUACGCACCUGCCCCCGCUCAUCAGGCCGGUGAGACGGGUCCGUGCGCUUGGGAGAUGAAGCAGUUCCUUUCCUGUGCCCAAAACCAAUCCGACUUGACGCUGUGCGAGGGCUUCAACGAAGCGUUGCGUCAAUGCAAAGUGCAGCAUCAUAUGUAGUUGUCUAACACACCAAUUAUGUUAGCUAAAUCAGUCGAAACAAAAAUGUCUUAAAGAUACGUUGUACAUUCGUUACGAAAGUGUUUAAUUUAACCUUUUUUUGUUAAUCACACACACACACCUGAUCCACCAAUAUUGCAUCUGAUGUUCGCAAAAAUGAAGGUUGUUUCAAAUGACUCCGCAUUAAGCACGCGACAACCACAAAAUAAUAGUUGAUUUCCUUUUGUUUUUUUCCACGAGUAGACUGUAACCCUAAAAAAGGGGUGAAUACAACAAAACCAUCCAUACAAUUUAUUUUAUCAGAUUAUUAUUUUUAUGUAUGGUUGCGUUGUUUUAGAAGGUGUGAUGCUAGUUCCUUCAGAUGGUGUGCCAGUUAGUGAAAAUAAAUUAAAAAAAUUAAA